UCGUCUGCAAAUCAGAGAUGUUAAUGAAUGCACUGACGUAGCUAGCAGACGACUUUUAGCCAUCAGCGCAAAGACCGGUUGAACGAGAGAGACACAAGCGAGCAUCACUUCUACAUUGCAUGACCGCAUUAUGAGCAACGUACGACUGUAAAAAUGGCGGCAUCACUUUCACAGCUCUCUGUUCUCAGUCAAAUCAGUGAAGAAUUCCUUCUUUGUCAAGUUUGUUUCGAACGAUUUAGCAAACCGAAAGUCUUGCCCUGUCUUCAUAGCUUUUGUGAAGCAUGUUUAUUGAGAUACGCUCCAGAUGGAAGUCACACAAUCAGAUGUCCUCUAUGCCGGCAGGAAUCGGAACUCCCUGAAAAUGGCGUCUCCGGGCUGGCUGAUAAUUUCUUCAUACUGAAUCUAUCGGAUGUAUUUACACCGCGCAAGGAUGAAGGGCCGAGGAGGAAAGCUGUUUGCACCAUAUGCGUCGGUCAAAACCCUGCUGAAGCUCACUACAGAUGCUUGGAAUGUGUCGACUUUUUAUGUGAUGAUUGUGCACCAUCUCACGAUCACCGAAUCGCCCGUUUCACUCGAAAGCAUCACAUCAUAUCCGUUCCCGCUUCUGAGAAUAAAAAGCUUCUCAAACGCGAGAUCAUCUGCUCGAAGCAUCAGUCCGAAGCGGUCCGGUUCUACUGCGAAUCCUGCACCGUUCCCAUCUGCCGAGAAUGUAUACUAAUCGAACAUAAGGAUCACUCCCAUACAUUUCUUCAAGAUGAGGUGACCCGACAUAAAAACACCAUCGAUAGUCUGAUGAAGAAUGUUCGAGAUCGAAUCGCAACGUUCGAGGAGGCUCUUCGGGGAGUGGAUGAAGUGGAGGCUCAGCUUGAGGCAAAUCGUGGUCAGGCUGAGUAUGUCAUAGAGAGGACUCUCCAAGAUAUCAUGUCGCUGUUACGUAAGCAACAGCAGGAACUAGGACACAGGUUAGCAAGAAUUUGUCAAGGUAGAAAGCAGCAGCUAGUCGCCCACCGCAGGAGUUUACAAUCUGGACUAGAUAACCUUCUUAGUGGGUUUGACUUCACCGAGAAGGCUCUUGGACAUGGAUCCGAGUUGGACAUUCUGUCGAUCAAGGAUCAGGUUAUUGAAAGAUUACAAGGACUAGCCGUGGUUUCUCCUCAACAAGACUUUACAAUGGAGCAAUUGAGUAACCUGUAUUUUGAGGCAAAGGAAAGUGCCGUUGACCACUCCCUCCCCCAGCUAGGUGAAAUCAAAUGUGGUGAUAAGACUUUCAGUGAACUCUCCCAGGCCACUGAUACCAGAUCUAUAUGUUCCAUCGAUUCAGCUGAACUUGACGACAGUUCUUUAUCUGAAUGUGCUCCCAAAUCACCAAAGAGAACUGCUAAAGAGUCCGUGCUGAAGAAACCCCAGAUAUUAUUCCACCUGAAAGAUGAAACAGACGAAGCUGGAGAGUUCGACUGGCCAAGUGGUGUUGCUUCUACUGCUGAUGGUGAGUACACAGCCAUAGUGGAUCGCGACAAUGACCGUAUCCAAGUUUACAAUCACAAGGGAAGGUUUGAGUGUAAGUUCGGCUCGAGAGGGCGCCAGCCAUGUCAGUUUGAGCUUCCUUUGGACAUUGCCAUUACAGCAGGUGAUGACCCAUGUGUGUAUGUAACCGAUGAAUACAACCACCGUGUCCAGAAGCUGACCUUGUAUGGCCAGUACAUCCUCCACUUCGGUGACAACGGCCUCUUUAAGCAGCCAUAUGGAAUAGCUCUCGCCGAAGAUGGGCGCGUGGUGGUCACUGACAUUGGGAAACACCGCAUCACCAUCCACGAUCCUGACGGAAAUCUCAUCAGUUCCUUUGGUUCUCGUGGUGACGCCGACAACCAGUUUAACGAACCUCGCUACGUCGCCAUCAGCAACAACCGUAUCAUUGUUUCCGACCAUUGCAACCACUGCAUCAAGAUCUUCGACUUCAAAGGCACCCACCUACACACCUUUGGAUCAUGUGGCUCUGGUAAUGGACAAUUCAUCGGUCCCACUGGAGUCUGUACCGACCAAGAAGGUAACAUUCUGGUGGCUGAUUGUGCCGACAGGCUACAGUUGUUCUCUCCUGAAGGAAUGUUUAUCCGUCAUCUUCUGAAUGAGUCUGAUGGUCUAAGUGGGCCUCUUGGUAUGGCUAUGGCAUCAAGUGGAGAGCUUGUAAUCACUAAUCUUGGUACUCACUGUGUUAACAUGUUUAGGUAUUCAAGCUGGGUUUGAAGUAAACAUUCCCAUGAUUAUCUAUCACAAAAACGCACUUAACAUGCUUAAUCAUUAGUCUCAGUAAGAAAACAAAUAUAUACACCAUAUGUGACUGGUAAGAAUUUAUGCCACUGCUGUUUGCCACCAGAUGUAAUGCAGCAAAAUAUAAUAACUCCACGUUCAUACCUAAAAAAGUUUGACAUUGUGCAUGAGCAUAUUGAGGAAAUUGAGGUAAUGAUCACCAUUUUUUAGAAACAGAAUUAUUUUGGAAGGAAAAAAGCAGACAUAAAAUUUCGCAACUUUUUAAUCAAAGGGGACGCAAAUUACCGGUACAAUAAAAUAUCACAGAGUCAGUAAAUUGGGGCACAAAGAGAUGUUAGAGAAAACAAUUAGAAAAAUAAUGAACAUUAUAAGGAUUACAUUGAAGUUUUGAUGCGAAAUCCAAAUGAAUGUACGAUAUGUCAACCUGACACCAUAUCAACAUUAUGGGUGCUUUGUUCACGAUAACCGCUUUGCAAGCUGGUUAAAAAAUAGGAACAGAGGUACUUGUAAAUUAAUUAAACAAAUAUGAAAUAUUUGUUACUUUAAUUUUUAUUUGGCAGAUAUAUUAUAAAUGAAUUAUUUUUUCAAAGCUUUUAUAAAAUCGAAGUUUGUUUAACAAAUAUUUUUUUCUUAGAAUAUCAAUGUUCAAUUAUUUAUUAGUUUUCAUAUUUACGCAACCAAAAUACAUUUUAUUUACUUAUGUCGUUUUUAAAAUCAAUUUUACUGUUGUAUUCACGCGGCUGCGUGGAUUUUUUUGUUAUAUACUGUUGUUCUCUCUCUCUCUCUCUCUCUCUCUCUCUCUCAUAUAUAUAUAUAUAUAUAUAUAUAUAUAUAUAUAAAACUCUCCCUCUCUCUUUCUUGAUGGUGAUACGUCUAUCUUGUCAUGGGUCACCUUGACUACAAUUAAGCAAACUUUAAGAUACCAACUAAAUUUAGACUAUAUGAACAGAUUAACGCAAGUAAAUUAUGAUAAUCCAAAUAAAGACCCAAACAUUGUAUGGAAUAAAUUGAAUAUGCGUCAUUAUUAGGAUAAUAUCGACAUUUGGUGUUGGAUCUGUAGUUUCGCGAUUUUUGCAGAGAAUAUUAUUAUCUGAUAUUACGAGGUUAACCACGGCUGUUUGGGGGAUUAAGUGAUUGAAAGAUCAUUCCCUGGGAUUCCUUUGUGAAAAAUCAAUAAUACUCUGCGCAUUAUUAAGAAAGGAAAACGAGUUUAUGUAUUUCUUCUUUUUUUAAUCAUUCAGGAAAUUAUAAUGAGAAAGUAAGAUGGAAGGUUUAAGGUUCACUGAAAUGUCAUUUUGUAAAAAAUGAAAAAUAAAUAACUACUAAAUCUGGUUAUAAUUAUGAUACCCCAGGUCAUUAUAAAAAAAACAUAUUAUACAGGCACAUUACAUCGACGACUCCUUUACGCCAAUAAAUAUGGAAAUUAUUUGAAUACAAACACUCAUCGGUGUAGAAUACAUCGCUGGUUUACAAAAUGACUAAUUUGUAUGUGACUAAUAAUAAUGACCUUGCUUCAACGGCAUGUAUUGCAAAAUAACAAUUUAACAUAAUAUUGUCCUUUUGUGUGCCAUUAUAAGAGAUAUAUCUAUGUCCUCGUACUUCUUGCAGGGCAAUUCACACUACUGCUUUUAAUAGUGGCAAUCAAAAGUCCAUGUCACACAGUUUGCUUUUAUUUUGCGUUAUACACAUACUCUAUACAGCUGCAUAAAAGAACUAAAUAUAUCACCGUGUGAACACGCCUUGUACAUCAGUGUCAAAGUCAAUACGUUAUGACUGGAUGCUUUAUUUACAGUACACGGUCAAAAAGAAUGAAUUAUUGAAUGGAAAUUUUCCGUGAUAUUAUUCAUUCCAUGCUGAUCUCAUCUCGGGCAAACAUUCGUCAUAUUCAUGUUUACAGGAUUGUAUUUUGGGGCAUGUGGAGAUUACAUUUAUGAAUGAGAGGAAGCUAUUCAUUAUGUUAUAAGCUGUUAGUCAAAGACAGGUCAUUUUCAUUUCAAACGCCUUUAUGCUUUGCUGGAAGCCAUGCAUGACAAUUGUAAUGUAUUUGCUUUCACGAUAUUGUUCUUUCGAGCGCAAAUUAUAAAGUGUAGAAAUUCUUCUUGCUGCCUAAAAUAAAAAGUAGACUCGGUGUGAACAUUGUAACAACAUAAAACUUGGAUUAUUUGGACACUCUAAAAAAUAUUGGGUACAAGUGUGUUUCCAACCAACAUUGGGCAUUUCUUUUGGGCAUUUUUAUCUAUCCAGCGUGAUGGAAAUUUUGCCCAUUGUAAAGUAAUUUCUGCUUGUUUUUUAACCUUACUGGACAAUAUGCUUCCCGCAUUGAGUAAAAUACUGCCCCCAAACUGGUUGGACAGGACACAUAAUUACCUUCUAUUCGUGGUGGUAAAAUUAUUACCCAAUAUUUUUUUACAGUGGAUUUGAAAGCCGUCCACGUUUCAUUUUGAAAGAUUUUUUCGAUUGCAAUAAAAUUGUGAAAAAGGUUAUUGCAAGUAUUGAAAAUAAUAGUCAUCAGGUUGUUCGUUUUAUUUGUUUUAUAUCUACAACGAAGUUAUAACUUAAUCAUUGUGGUUUAAACCUGACUUUUUUGUUUGUUUUCAGUCGAGGUGAAGCAAGUACGAGUGCGUAACAGAGUGAUUAGUCAUAUUCAUUUAACAUGUUUAAUAGAAAUGCAUAAAAAGACCAUUAUGUUAGGGGAUGCAUGAAAUAAACAGCAAAUUGGAAAGGUAAUAUUCACAGUAGCUUUAGGUAGAUCAAGGAGUGAUAAUUGAAACCAUGUGGUAUAAUCCUUCUUAAUAUUCUUAUCUUCGGAACACAUAAUCUCUCAAUACUGCAAUGCGACUCGAUAUGAAUAUAGAAAUCCUCAUUGCAAUCACAUUUUGAAGAGAUAAUGUUGUUUCGGAUUUAGGUAACAGAUAUUUAAUAUUGCAGCAUGACUUAAUGACUUUACCUUAAACCUAAUUGACAAGGUCUUAUAAAAUUGGGAAAAUAGCUGUGGCUCACUUAUGACUUGAAAUAUAUCUUGAUUUUGUUUACUUUAUUUUUGCUUACAGUCAAAUUUUGCAGUGCUUGUAUACCCACUCGUAGGAUUUGUUUAAUUUUAACGUCAUUUUCAUUACGUCACAUGUUAAGAAGGAAAUAUGAAUACAGAUAAAACAAAGCAGAUCAUGAAGAUUAUAAAUUUUCAUAAGAGUGUGAUAAACUAUAAAAAUAAUUAUGUUUGUUCUGCAUUUUAAUCAUCAACGUUGCAAAGAGAAAUUUGUUCCUUCAUUAAUGAACCCGCGUCAUCUUAACAAUAGGAAUGAGAAAAUGUUUGCCACUGUUUGGUUUCAUUAUUUAUUCUGCAUUCAUAUACUAUAUUGUUUCCUAUUUGAUCCGAGGAAUGCUCCAGCGCUUUUCCAAAAUAUUUUUCGCAUGACUUUUGUUUUGUGUCUGAUUUGUAGACCCAACAUAUUGAGUUAGAUUUCUGCCCGCGAAAACAGUCAACAAUUUGCAAGGUAACAAACGGUAAAAACAAUCAGCGCGAGGGCGUUUUACAAGUACGAUAGGAAUUUCAUUAUUUACAUCCAAAACCUGAAAUACCAUAUACAUGCAAAUACAAUUAUCCACAAGAAUGCCCAUUGGGUGUUGGUGAAACCGGAGACCAUAUCCUUCGGUUUAUUAAUUUCAUUUAGAGGUUUGGGAUAUUAAAUUUGCGGAUUUGGAUUAUAGUGCAGUAGCCACAGUAUGCAUCGAGCUGAUAGCAGAUUAGUUUAUCGAUCGAAAUAGACUUUGGCGCCGGUUAACAGUCGACAAGCAUGUACUUUCAUUGACCUGGUAGAGGCAUGCGGGAUUCUUCGUCAACCUUUGCACUGAAACCAGUUUUAAAACAUACUUUAUACAUAAGAAUAUAAUAUUCUGUAUUGUAAACAGAGGGAAAGUGCCUGUUUGACUUUGGGCAUUUGUACAUUUUUUUUGUCUCUUGUGAUAAAGAAAUGCACAGGAACGUAGUCUUUGCACCACACUCUUAUCAGGACGCAUAAUCUCAUUGCACCUAUUGUGCGCUAUAUUAUUGAUGCUGAUGUCAAGACCUGAAUCGCUACCCCCCCCCCUCCCGCCAUCCAUGCUUGGGGCAUACUUUAUAUAAAUAUAUAUAUAUAUUUAUAUGGACAUGGGGCACACAUAUUACCCCAAUUAGGAUAAUAACAACUCCCAACCAAUCUUGUUACUCCCAAAGUCAUAUCCAUAAGGGAAUCGUAUUACCCCUAUGCUGAUACCGGUAAUUUGAUACACCUCAGUUGAUACAUUCCAACCCCUUAUGAUGUGGUAUGCCUUUAUUUACCCCAUCAUCUCCUGGUAUGCGCAAUACACACCCCUACUAGUUCUAGGAAGAUAUAAGGUCCCAAGGUGUAAGGUGCGGUAUUAGGAGCGUCCAUUUGGCGUUUUACUACGUACAUCCUAAUGCAAAUGUACGGUCACUCGGCGAUGAUGAUGGCGCCAUUAUGUAUGCGUGCAUGGAAGAUGCGUGGAUCGCAUCACUGACUGUUACUUCAUACAGAAUCCGUAAUGUAUGGAGCUCAAUGCUUGGUAAUGCUUUAUCGCCGGGGUCGUUCAUUAGGGUGUUUUUACAGCCACGCAUGAUACAUUAUAGUAGUCCUUGCUUGUAAAAAUGUUAAUAUAACUCCCGGAUCUGUCUCUAUAAACUGACGUGAUUAUAUAAGACAGUAAAUAUCACAAAGCAUGCGGCAAGUGAUUAUGAUUUAAGGAUGGAUGUUUUUAUUUCUUCAUCAACGUGUUACAUUCCACAUUUAUUUAUCUUAUUUUGUUGUAAAUUAUUUCCGUUCUCUUCCACUAUAGAUUCAGUAAACUGUUCGUUUAUCACUAAGGUGUACUGAGUAAACAUAGAACUUCUUCGAAAUUUUGUUAUUUCUAAUACCUUGGAAGAAUAUUUACAAAUAAAUUGAGAUCAUAUUGGUUGCCUUCAUAGAUGAAUUAACAGAUACAAUAUUGAGUAUUAAAUAGAUUUGAAUCGAUAUAGAAAUAGUACUGAUAUUUACUCAAAUGAAUUAUUUAAAAUUAUGUAAAUAUAUUCAAAGUACGUGUAAAUUAGCAUGAAAAUGUUAAUAAAAAUUAUGUUUAAUAUGAAAUUAUAAAGGCUGCAUAUAUCAAAUCGAGUAUGUAUAUUUCAAAAAUCUAGAUAGAAUUAAUUUGAACACAUUAUAGCAAAUAGAAUGCGAAAAGGAAUUAUCCCGAGUAUGUUUUAAAGUUGUUUAUCUAUGACGAGAUGAGGAGAUAUUUGAUUAUUGACUAGAGUUUACUGGGAAUGGAUUGUAAAUUAAACUGGAAUGUAUAAAGAGUAUGGCAUGAUCAUCAGAAAAUAUUAUAUUUUUAUAGUCGAUGUACAUAAAUCAGGAGUAAAUGAUUUUAAAUUGCACGUAAAAUAUUGUCUUAUAGAGUCAAUGUAUGUUGUGUGUACUGUGCCGCUAUAAGCUUUACCAAACGACUGUACUGUGAGCCUAGUCUUGAAAUUUUAUCACACAUAGAGAUAUAUAUCUAUGUUAUCAAACGACUGUAUUGUGAACCUAGUCUUGGUAAUAAAAAAAUCUAUAUGGCCUAUAGGUAACAGUAAAAAUAGUUAUUAGAUGUGCUGUGGUAAGAUGGUCCCAAAAAAAUAAAACAGUGAAAAAAGUGCUAAUAUUUAUAACCAAAUUAUUUGUUCAUGACAAAUUGUUGAUUUAUAAUUGUUAUAUUUUCAUAAUAAUACAAACUGGGAAAUACACUGGUUUCUUUUCAAUAUUGAUUGAUUACAAAACAAGGCAAACUUUUGUUUUUAAAGGAAAUCAAUAUCAGCUACUCAGACAUUCAUUAUUUAUUGAUAGCUUUCCAAUUUCAUGAUAUGAUAAUACAGCCUGGAACAAAAAUAGAAAAAUCCACAUCGUAAAUUGUUACAUUGCAUUACAUUCAUUCAAACGCCUUGUAUUCGAAGGAAAUGUUUUGCAUAUCAAACUGGAAGCUAAUUCAAGAGUUUGGACAAACAAAAACAGCACCGAUAGCUGGAAAAAAAUAAAUAUUUUUCCCCAAAAGACAACUAUUCAAAACGUAUCUUUUCUGUUUAUGGGAAAUGUGUCAUUGUUUACCGUGAAAUAACUUUGUAAUUGUUCUCAAAAUAGGAAAAUGUGUCUGGCUUCGAGAUUUAAAUGUUUUAGAGUUGGGUAAGCGACAUCCCAUGAGAUGUUUGUAAUCAUAACUUCUAUUCCGCGAUGAAAAAACUCGAAGAGAUAAAAAAUAAUGUAAAUUUUCUCGAGUUAUAUCGUUUUGUUUGUAUUUGGUAAUGAUCGGCUUAUAUACCAGCUUGCUUCCUCUCGUCAUUAUUGUAAUUCUGUUCCCCCAUAAAUAUCCCACGAUAUACACAAAUCAUUAGCACCCACGUAUGUUUUUCAUGCGUUCACUGUAAAGACUACGGUGUUAAAUACACCAGAAAUCUGUGUUCUGAGAGUACCACACCCUUUUGUGUUAAAAAUACACCAUGUAUAUGAAAUUUGAUUAUAACACCAAAUAUUGAUAUUGAGUGUUAUAAUGACACCAGUCGGUAUUUAUAGCACCAUUGAUUUAACACCAGUAUAAAGUCCUCUCUAAACACCGGUGGUGAAGUUAACACCAUUAUUUUGCAGUGCUUGUGUUAAUUCUUUACCUCGGUGUUCCGUUCUUGUUAACAUGUCAUCAAACGGUGUAGCAAUCAGGAGCAAGAUGUAUCGCAAUGAUAAGAUGUUACUUCAAAAAUAAGAUGUUAACUUAUUAAAAAUGAGAACAAAUAUUUACUAUGUAUUGCAUUUUCAAAUUAUGUCGUAAUGAUAAUGAAAAGCUAGUUAAAAUAUUACAGUGAAUAUUUAUAAGCACGCAAAUGUCUGAUAUUAUUUAGCUGAUAUACUCAGUGCAAAAUUAAACAAAUGAUUUGACCCAAUA
This is a messenger RNA of Lytechinus pictus (painted urchin), 9204 nucleotides long. Its product is annotated as tripartite motif-containing protein 2-like. The record is from RefSeq and is a predicted model, not a curated record. Gene Ontology annotation, biological process: protein monoubiquitination. The transcript has a single exon. NCBI's taxonomy places the organism in Eukaryota, Metazoa, Echinodermata, Echinoidea, Temnopleuroida, Toxopneustidae. Bases 154 to 2241 code for a protein of 695 amino acids. Gene Ontology annotation, molecular function: zinc ion binding; protein binding; ubiquitin protein ligase activity.